GUCAUCAAACAACAAAAAAGGAAAAAGAAAAAGAUGUUAACUUUAGCACAACUUAUAUCUCUUCAUCAAUGGUGGCUUUGGUGGAGCUUUACGCAAAACCCAACUUUCACCCAACCAAAGAUUCUCUUAUUUAUUUAUUCUUUAGAUGGAGAAAUGGAAGGAAGAGAUAGGUAGCUAGCCUAGCUUUUCCUUUCAUUUUCUUGGGGUGUUUCGAGGGAAUAAAAUGGUAAACCCUGGAUUUUUUACAUGAAACCCGGAUCGAGUUUGGUUAUAGAAAUCAUUCCUUUAUAUUUUCUUUUGCAAAAUAUUCUGGUUGAUUUUACUUGAUAAUCCAAAAACCGGGAAAAAAUUCAUGGGAAACAUCGGAAGUAGCCGAGUGAAUGGCCGGAGAAGACACGGAAGCCGGCGGAACCACCCUCCUCCUCCACCGCCUCCUCCUCCGGCUCAGCCGCUAACUGAAAUCCCCGCCAACCGUUACGUCUUUGCCGCCGCAACCCCUUACCCGCCCCAAUACCCGAACACCAACCCGCCCCAGUACUACCAAUACCCAGGGUACUACGCCCACCAGCCGCCCGCGCCGUUUCCGCUUCCGGCGCCCUACGAUCAUCAUCAUCACCAUCACCAUCGAGCUGGCCCCCACAUAGAACCCGCCAAUUGGGGUCGGUAUGCUUAUGGACCGAUGAUGCCACCGCCGCCGGUGCCGUAUAUAGAGCAUCAGAAGGCGGUUACGAUAAAGAACGACGUUAAUUUGAAGAAGGAAACUUUGAAAUUCGAAGCUGAUGAGCUGAAUCCAGGGAAGUACUUGGUUUCUUUCACGUUUGAUGCCACUGUUGCUGGAAGGAUGACUGUUAUUUUCUUUGCAAAAGAAGGUGAAGACUGUAAUCUGACAGCAAUGAAGGAAAGUAUUCUACCCCCAGUGAUCGUACCAUUCGAACAAGGUCUAGGACAGAAGUUUAGAUUGCCCUCUGGAACAGGGAUCGAUUUCUCUAUGUUCGAGGAGUUGGAACUACUCAAACUAGAUGAAGUCGAUAUCUAUCAUCUGGCCGUGAAAGCAGAGGCAUCUCCUCUCGUCGAGAAUGUGUCGGAUGGUAACCCAGGCUCGGGAUCCAUGAAUUCUCAGAUAACUCGGGCAGUGCUCGAGAAGGACAAGGACGAAUACCAGACGAGAGUAGUGAAACAGAUUCUGUGGGUGAACGGGAUGAGGUAUGAACUGCAAGAAAUAUACGGGAUUGGAAAUUCAGUCAAAAACGACGUGGAUGCAAACGAUAGUGGAAAAGAAUGCGUUAUUUGCCUUUCGGAACCACGGGACACAACUGUUCUUCCCUGCAGACACAUGUGCAUGUGCAGCUCUUGUGCAAUGGUUUUGAGAUGCCAGACGAAUCGGUGCCCGAUCUGCAGGCAGCCGGUCGAGAGGAUUUUGGAGAUAAAGGUCAACAACGGCACUGAUGAAUGAGACCUGUAUAGUAUUUUGUUACAUUUAUGCCAAAGCCUUUCAAAUAAUCGGAACAGGAAGUUAUAAUCAACUACAUAACAUGGUAUGAAGAAGAUGCUGUAAUUUCACACUCAAUAUAUCCAGUCCAAUAGAUACCAUCUUGUUUGAUGGGCCUUCAAAAAUAGGUUAUUAAAACAUAUUGUAUGAGACUUGAAAAGCUCUGAUUUGA
Molecule: messenger RNA, 1661 nt
Organism: Hibiscus syriacus
Lineage: Eukaryota; Viridiplantae; Streptophyta; Magnoliopsida; Malvales; Malvaceae
Product: probable E3 ubiquitin-protein ligase LOG2
Exons: 3
Coding region: 353-1453 (366 amino acids)
Biological process (GO): protein ubiquitination
Molecular function (GO): ubiquitin protein ligase activity
Source: RefSeq, a predicted model, not a curated record